AUGUCUGGAGACAUCAAGAAAGACAUCCGGACCGAGGCCAGGAACUUUAGUGCCAGUUUGACCAGCGUCUUUCUGGGCAAGAAGCGAGACCCACAGUCUAAACACCUGUUGGAGAAAGCUCAGCAACUCAUCGAUGGACUUCUGGCCGAAGCUCCGUCACGGCCGUCCCCUGCUACACCACCCCCUCGGAUCUCUCGGGGAGGCGCGGGCAUGGGUCAGUUGUGGGUCAAGCUGGAUGAACUCAAGCGGGAGAACGACGAUCUAAAGCGCCAUAGAGGAAGAUCAUCCGACGACAAGGCCGGCUCACCAAAGUCCCCCAAGUCUCCAAAAACACAUGCCCUGCCAAGUCACGUAGACACAUCAGCCUCCGAUCUUCAGCGCCUGAAACACGAAAACGAUGCUCUGAAGACACAGGUUGAGAAACUCCAGAAGAACUUGAAGGAGCAUCAGGCUGUGAACACCAGCCUGCAGGAUGAGUAUAAAAGAUUGAAGGUCGCCCUGGAGGCGGCCCAGAAGUCAGCGAUGAAAGCCAGGGAAGACACCAAAAAACUCGAGUCUGGACUAAAGACCUUGAAAGCUGAGAACGAGGCUAUCAAGCACAAGACCACACACACACAGGCCCCGACAAAGUCGCCUAAACCCAGCAUCAGUAGCCCCAAACCCAGGGCCCGGACUGACAACCGGCUGACAGAAAACAUCAGUGAAAGAUGCCGCCCCAGCAACAUCGCUGUCGCCUACACCACACUGGAGUCCCAGGAGUGGAUGGACGCCAAAGAAAGAUUAGAAGAGUAUUCAGACGAUGAGGAGAGUAUUACCAAGUUCUUGUGUGACCUACUUCUGAAAUCCUUUCAAGCCAGUACUCACGUUAUCCAGAGCGUGGAGACGAUCAUCGCCCACAUCUUAGCCAACCCUGUGUCUGCCGUAUCCUUACUGGCAGGUGGGCAUGUGACCUCCAGUGUCCAGCUUUCUGAUGAAGUGUCAGAUUUUGUAUGCCAAAAACUUCGUGCUUCCUUUGACAACAUUAACACCCAGGUCCUGGCCGAGUUGACGAAAGAAGCCGUGGACUACUCAUCCCCGGUCGUCUCUCACUUCCCUGACCCCUCCCUGCAGAACUAUGUGCGGCAAUGUGGAGCGCUGACUUGGCAGAUGGUGCUUCAGAAACCGCCCAUGAAGUUGUGCUGCUCCGAUAGCAGGUUCGAUGAAGCCAAACACAAACUCUGGUGGUCAUGUGACCAAUCAAAGGCAAAGAAAAUCAACUACUUCAUCUGGCCGGUAUUGUAUGACUACGAAGGUGGGAACCUGAUGGUCAAAGGAUGCGUCCACGCCAGCUGA
Molecule: messenger RNA, 1332 nt
Organism: Candidula unifasciata
Lineage: Eukaryota; Metazoa; Mollusca; Gastropoda; Stylommatophora; Geomitridae
Source: the annotation of a GenBank genome assembly